AUUCAUUUGUUAGCAGAUUGUGGCUCAGUGGUAAAUAAUACUUUGAAAAGCCCUGGUUUACCAAAUGACUAUCCAAGCAACAUGGAUUGUGUAUACAGGGUUUCCAUUCCACCAGACAUGGCGUUGAAAAUCAUCUUCCUUUACUUCCGUUUACAGUAUCCCGGUUAUGGAGGAAGAUGGUAAGCAUUUAAUAAUAAUAAGCAUUUAAGCAAAAAUAAGAAAGCGCAUCGCCAAUUAGUACAUCUAGAAACUCUGACAAGCAAAUUUUCACUAAUUUUAUAUAAAUAAUAACCAAGCGCGUAGCACUAGAACAUUAUUAUCUUCCAAAAAAGCAACCUUCAAGGGGCUGUGUCACAUUAACUGCUGUUUUUUUAAAAAAGCGAUAUCUUUUUUCGUAUCAAUCGACUUCCAAAAAUAAUAGUCCAUUUUUUGUUAUUCAAGACCAUAUUCAGGCACUGAAAUUGUUUCCCGUCGUCUGCUAUAAUGGAUUGAAAGAAUGGACAUGUUUUGGUUUUUCAAGUAUUAAUGCUAUGCCUUCCAAAAUGGCCAAAAAAAUAUAUAUUAUGGAUAGUGCAUUCUAAUGAAAUUUGUUUGAUAUCUGUCUCAUAACUCUAAAGCAGCAUUUUGUGUAAUGGUAAAGGCACUAAGUAAUGACUUGAGCACACAGUUGACCUGAAACAGCAAUAUCAUCAUGACACAGAUCCUUUAGCAAUAGGUACAGUUUGAAAUGUUUUCACGGGCAAAAAAUGUUAGAACCGAAUGAUCGCUAAUCCCUUGCCGCACUAGUAAGAACGUAAGUAAGUAAUCGGUUUAAUAACAGCGUUUCCACAUUGUGAAUCUUCGUCUGUUACUUAUAACUAAAAAAAAUUAAAUAUGUAUCAAGUAUUUACAAUAAGAAUAUACUAUAAAAAAAUAGAACAGAUAACGAUUGAAAGGGAAAGUAUUUGCAAUGAUCGUAUGAAUAAAGCUUAAAAUACAAUUCAGUUAAGCUGGCCUGUGCAACAGCGGGAUCUUUGUCUUUUUCUUCCGACGAAAUGAGAUAAAAGAAAAUUACAUUGUUUUAAUGAGAAAGUAUGGUCGAAACAAGAUGAAGAUAAAGAACAUCAGUUGUCUUUAAGGUACUGUAUUUCUUCUUUUUUUUUUUAGCUUUUGAACAACUACAUGUAAAACUUGUUUAACUGAUAAUUUUAUGAUUCAAAGGGCCUUUUUAAAACAAAAACCAGGGGUUCACUCUACAGCGACUGCAAACGAAAGAACAAGCUUUAUUUUAUGCAGACAAUAUUCUUUAGCUAAAUGUUCUGUCUUUAAAACGGGAACUUCCACAUACUAUAAGCGUCCCCGGCUAAGGGAAUGAGGAUUACAAAAAUCGUUCGACAAAAGUUUAUUUGUUUAAUUUCCAGGCAAGGAGCGAAACAGAAGCUAACAUAGAACCUGUUUGGUUUCACUUAAAAAGUUACUGUCCGAAGCAAAUCAAGUAAAUUCUGUCGUUUUCGAAUUUGACAAGUCCUCAAAGCAAGGUCUCAAAUAAAAAUAUGCUAACACUUUUUAUUUUCUUUACCAAAUUCAUUGAAGGUUAUUUUUUCUUUUGCAAUGCGUUGCUUUUUGUUGCACCAUCUGUUGUUGAUGAACACAUGUACCAGAUGUCACCUUGCACAUGUAUUGAUCUUAAAAUACUUUUCUUGCAUGGCUUGCACUGCCUCUGUCAAACGGCACUCUAAAUCAUGUAAAUAGUGUAACUAGUACAAAUAGUUUAAUUCAGCGACGAUGCUGUACUAAAGGAUAUUAAAUGUGCCAUUUUGCCAUUGUAUAUUGAGCAGUGCAAUUGAAGUACAUACGUGCCGUAUGGGGAGCCAUGAAGUGUCCACCGCCACCUUGAGGAGAGUCAGAGGCAAGAAUCGCCUCCCGCAGUCAAAAUUGUCAAGGUGUGAGGUUUCACGGCGUGCUCAAAUUCAAGUAGAAAAAAUGGCCCAAGACUACUAUGAAGAAAUCAUGCCCACCCCCUGCUAAGAAUUCCGAUUUCGUGGAACCAUUUACGAACACUCCCAAACGUGGUCUUUCAUUAUUAAUUUCAUAGGUGACAAAUUACUCCUUAAUUUUGGCGCGAAAUUUCAGCCUUAAUUCAUAUUUUCACAUGUAAAAUUACAAAAUUGCCAUGGCAGCGUCCAUGCGUCUCAGUGCCGAGAUGGCGUCAAGGUUUUGAAAUGUUAUGAAUGAAGAUGUCAGAGCAUUAAAAGACGCAUUAAAAAAUGUAAACCAUUUGCGGUCGAUGCAGCCAAUUAAGUUCACUGUUACAGCGUUCAUUCCCUGAGGACAUGGGAGUAACCAAUAGGCGACCCAGUUGAGAUUCUGAACCGAUUUCUCGCGUGGAAAUGAGGUUGCUUGUUUGUGUGACCAGAGGUCCGUCUCGGGAGCUUUAUAAAACUGUAAGCACGGUUUAUUUCACAUUAGGUAUUUUGAGAAAGGACCUCUAGAGCCGGGGUAGUAUGUUGCCGAAAAAUUCUGAAAAUUCUGAGCAUAAACUUUUAAGUGCGUGGAGUUCUCGACCGAUACAAAAAAUGGUAAACAUGUCACAAGGCGAAGAUUGUGAUCGUAAAUUGUCAAGGCAUCGGACGUCGAUUUUCGGAAAAUAUCUGUUCGGAAGACGAUUUGAGAUCUAGAAUUUUCGUAACACUUUUUGUAAUUUUUCGUGCUUGCCUAACUCUCCUAGGGUUUUCGAACAUCUAAAAAAUGGUAUAAUUGCCCAUUUUUAACGGAUUUUUACCCUAAAAAGGUCACCUAGGAUUUUCAGGAGCCUUGUUUCUGGCUGAAAUUUUCGAAAGGUAAGAUCUGAUCCCUAUAAUUUUCGGAUCACUAGACUUUCAGCUAGGAAAUGCGAACAGAUGAAAAAUUUGCGGGGGAUAAAAAUAUGUCUUUUGCUACCGUUUAAAUACUAAAAUACGUUUAACAAUGCUAUGUUUAAAUGGUUUUGAACUACAUUCUCGUUGGGUGCCCCUGAUUUGUCUUCCAGCAUGUUAAUAGGUAACCAAAUGGUAUACUCGUAAAAUUAGGGGAGAAUUUCAUGAUCACUUGCCUUUUGUCCAAAUCCUUAUAAUUUCCCAACCCUUAUUACAAUUUGGACAGAGCGCGCGUGAAAAUAUUCCCUAAUUUCACUCGUAAGAAUUUAAGUACAAAUACUCAAUUUUUUUUCUUUUCUUUCUUCCUCAGACGCGAUGUUUUAUUUCAAACUUUCCGAAAGCAAAAGAAUUAGCAUUUACACCAAGAAUGUUAUCUUAUGGUAUUUAGCGAUUACGUGGCUGAGCCAUGGAACAGUCAUUGCUACACCAGGUGAAUAAAUCAAAAAGCUAAUAUUGGUAUACUGGCGACAAAGAGUAAUACAGUGCCUAUUACUUUCAGUUUUCCAGUUAGAUUAAAUUUAUGCUUUUUUCAAUUACGCCCCCCUCCCCCAAAAAAAAAUUAUUUUCCAGUUAAUCUAUGAGCACCAGGCUUCGCUCUGAUAACGGGUCAUUUUUCAAAGGCUGGGAUUUCGUAAUUAAAAUACUGAUAUAUACAAAAUACGUACUUAUAUAAAAAAAAAAAACAUUGAAAAUAGUACAGUGUAGAAAAUGAAAAUAAUGUUGUUGCUUGCAUUUAUAUCUAAUAAAUACUAGACCAUUUUUUUAGGGCACUGGAAUAUUUCAUGUCUUUUCUGUGCAAGUUUGGGAGUUUUCCAAAUACUUAUCAACAACUUUCAAACUUUUUACAAUUUGCUGCUUUCAGGGAAAUCGCUACAGCAGAAGUUCGUUACCAAUAAAGGACAUAAAGUACUAAGGUCCUUUUCAAGCGUUUUACAUGUAUGUGAUAUAUGGUAUAGCGUAUGCUCAAUGACGAUUUUUCUAUACUGCAAGGUCAUAUUGAAAUAUAUUUUGCUAUCUUCUUGGCCAUCAGACACAUUUUCGUCAACGUUUCCUGAAUAACCUUUACUCCCAGUGAGUUAGUGGUCUUCGACUUACUUCAGCUUUCCAAGCUUGAUUUGCUAAUGGUCCUGCUAUACAGCAUCUAGUGAGUUUGCCAUAAAUAACAAGAGAGGAAGGUUUCGUUUAUGCGGGCGAUAAUGUUCUAUUCAUUUGUUAGCAGAUUGUGGCUCAGUGGUAAAUAAUACUUUGAAAAGCCCUGGUUUACCAAAUGACUAUCCAAGCAACAUGGAUUGUGUAUACAGGGUUUCCAUUCCACCAGACAUGGCGUUGAAAAUCAUCUUCCUUUACUUCCGUUUACAGUAUCCCGGUUAUGGAGGAAGAUGGUAAGCAUUUAAUAAUAAUAAGCAUUUAAGCAAAAAUAAGAAAGCGCAUCGCCAAUUAGUACAUCUAGAAACUCUGACAAGCAAAUUUUCACUAAUUUUAUAUAAAUAAUAACCAAGCGCGUAGCACUAGAACAUUAUUAUCUUCCAAAAAAGCAACCUUCAAGGGGCUGUGUCACAUUAACUGCUGUUUUUUUAAAAAAGCGAUAUCUUUUUUCGUAUCAAUCGACUUCCAAAAAUAAUAGUCCAUUUUUUGUUAUUCAAGACCAUAUUCAGGCACUGAAAUUGUUUCCCGUCGUCUGCUAUAAUGGAUUGAAAGAAUGGACAUGUUUUGGUUUUUCAAGUAUUAAUGCUAUGCCUUCCAAAAUGGCCAAAAAAAUAUAUAUUAUGGAUAGUGCAUUCUAAUGAAAUUUGUUUGAUAUCUGUCUCAUAACUCUAAAGCAGCAUUUUGUGUAAUGGUAAAGGCACUAAGUAAUGACUUGAGCACACAGUUGACCUGAAACAGCAAUAUCAUCAUGACACAGAUCCUUUAGCAAUAGGUACAGUUUGAAAUGUUUUCACGGGCAAAAAAUGUUAGAACCGAAUGAUCGCUAAUCCCUUGCCGCACUAGUAAGAACGUAAGUAAGUAAUCGGUUUAAUAACAGCGUUUCCACAUUGUGAAUCUUCGUCUGUUACUUAUAACUAAAAAAAAUUAAAUAUGUAUCAAGUAUUUACAAUAAGAAUAUACUAUAAAAAAAUAGAACAGAUAACGAUUGAAAGGGAAAGUAUUUGCAAUGAUCGUAUGAAUAAAGCUUAAAAUACAAUUCAGUUAAGCUGGCCUGUGCCCGGUUCUUUAAAAUGCGUGAACUAAAUAGAUUAAAAUCGUCACAUUUCUUAAUAUUAUCAGGAAGAUUAUUAAAAGGACAGCCGUAGUCUGGAAGGUUCCUUUUUCCAGAGGAACUUGUAAUCUUUUACAGCCCGAGGAGCGCAAAAGUCUACAUAUAAAUACUCUCUCUAAGUUUAAAUAUGAAGGCCACUGCUUAGUGUGAAGUGCUUUAAAAGUCAACUUAAGCAAAUUAAAGUCCCUUCCCUUCACUAGUGAUCUUGAACUCACGGCUUGUGAUCCCUGAAACCGCUGCUGUGAUCCCUGUUCCCAUCCCCCCAUUUAUGCCAUUGAUCCCGACAGCACAAACCUCGUUUCUCUAGUAAGGCAUUACAAGCGCUCUCUGUAUGGAAACGCCCAAAUUGCAAUGUUGGCGGGUUUUCAGCGAUGAUAUGCCUAUCAGCAAAUGCUGUGAAUUCGUAUAAAAGGAACCGAGGGAUAUUCCAUAUAAUAUUUUAUACUAUUAUUUUCAUUAAUUGGAAUUGACGUAACGGAAAACAAAUUUUAUUUCAACUGAGUCCAGAGAUAAAACAAAUGCUCGUAGGAUAUAGGAAUCCUAUCGAAAAAGCAACGGUUUUGGAACGAUGGACCAGUGUGCAAGGCAAAAAACUAAAUGGGAUCAGAGGUGAAAAGACGUACCGGUAACUCUUUUCGAUGCCUAUCCAAUUGCUAUUAAUCGCAAACCAUUUUUCACAAAAUGUUUGAAUCCAGGCCGGAUCAUAUCCUUAGAGUAACGAAGAUUCCAAUAUAAUCCUUACCUCAUAACGUUAUUCAUGCAAAAACUUCAAUGAAAUCCAUAAGUUUGCUGAGUAGAGGUAACAUACUGUAUGAUACUCCUUGCAGCAACGAUUAUCUGGAAAUUGCAAAUGAGAACAGCGUGGCAGUUGGUAAAUACUGUGGUUGGCAUACCAAUAAAGUCAUUUAUAUAGGUGGAAACGAAGCAGUAUUGACAUUCCAUUCUGAUAGUUCUUCUGAAACAAGAGGAUUUUAUCUCUUCCUCACAUUAACUCAACCGUGUAAGUGUAACGAUAUGUCGACUUCACUAUCUUUGAUUCCAUAUUGGAAACAACUGUAAAAUAAAAAUCCAAUUCUUUCUUUGCGAAAAGACCUUUGGAAAAUAGAGAUACGUUGACUUUUGAGUAACAGCUGGAGUUAAUUCCCCUUCUUGUUGGUACUUAGGCACACAAAAACUCAAAGGCAUACCCAUAUCGAUCAACUCACUCGGAGAUUCGCCGAGCCAAACGGCCAAAACUCUCAAGUCCUCAUUAGCCUAGCUUUCGCCCGACUAGAUCAAAGACGACCGAGUGAUCCUCCAUAUUUGCAUUUUGUUUAUGAAAGGAAAAUUGUCACACAAUUGUAGAAUUAAAUUGUCCAUUCUCAUCAGUUUUGUUAAUCAUUAUCAUCAUCGUUAUCGUUAUCAUUAUCAUUUUCUUUAUUAUUAUUAUUAUUAUUAUUAUUAUUAUUAUUAUUAUUAUUAUUAUUAUUAUUAUUAUUAUUAUUAUUAUCAUUAUUAUCAUCAUUUAUGCCUUUUACAGCUCUGCCAAACAUAAAUAUGCCGGUUCCAGGCACAGUUGUUCGCCCAUUCUCAGGUCACAUAAUAAGUAUGUGUGCAGCAACAGGAACUCCCCCAGUAUUCGUAGCAAUAGUGUGGAACUCUACAGUUCUGGCCAAUAAAACCAAUAGUGUAGACAUCAGACUGUAUGAGAAUGGAAUCUACUAUUGCGUGGCUAGUAACCACUAUGGAACAGACACAAGAGUUAUUCCCGUCGUUGUCACAGGUUAGAGAAAAUAAGCAGUAAGGGUAAAUUACUAUCUAUCAUCUCUUAGUCGAGAGUGUAAGCAAACCUUUUUCAACAACAACGAUUGAUUACACAUUCUAGUAGAUACAUUUGACAAAAUUAAACAAUACAAAUAAACAAAGGAAAAGAUUUCACACAACCGGUGCUAGCAUUAGCUAGUUGACGCGGAAGGUGAAAUGGAGAACAAAAUUUAUGCAUUUUCAACACUUAACCAAUAGAAAAUGUUUUCCGUGUUUACAUAGCCUGAUACAGACAUGAGAGGGGUUGGGGGAAUUCGAGACAGUUAUGCAAAUCCCAGACGAAGUCGAGGCUUUGCAUAGCUGUCAAGAAACGUUUCGUAUUGCUUUUAUGAAUUAAAUUUCCCGAGACUAAAAACCACAAAAAUCUUUGUUAUGGCACUGGUUAAAAGAGAAAUUCUCGCCAGUCGCGAAGUCUUGUACACGACGUUUUGCCCGCGUAAGCAGUUCUUAUUUUGCAAAAGAGAUGCUUUCAAAAUUUCGAUUUUUUCUCACUUAAAAUGUCAGCUUAAGCGAAACAAAAACUGACAUAUCAUGUUUGUAAAGAUUUUCCAAGUUUCAGCUGACGAGGGAAUGGGUAAAUAAAGUAAUUUUGUCGAGUUUUCAACUCAAAAACUUUUUUCAAAUUCGUGCCUGCGUGAUUAGCUCGCGGAAAGCAAACCAUCUUAACGUCGCAUCGAUGUUUACAUACUCUCAUGCAAACACGACCUUCGGCCAAUCAUAGCGCGCGUACCGUCUUGGUUAUUAGUCUCGCUUGCGUAAGCAGCGAGACUCAUAAUUUGCAACCCGUUAUUCGUCGUAUUUUGUACACAAAUGGGAGCUCAUAGUGUCAGGCGUUCCUUGCGGAGACCGUGGAAACUGCAUGGGACUAAGAAUCAUUGCGUCAUCGAAGCCACGCAUGUUUUGUGAAGAAAGCUUAGGAAACAUUAAAUUUAGAGCUUUUCCGAAACAUGUCGGUCCACGAAUUCUAACGCUUGGAAGCGUUGAUUACAUUGGAACAAGUGAACACUACAGAGUAGUCGAAAAAAAAUAAGAAUCUUAAUUAGCAAAACUAUGAUGGUCGGGUGUUGUAGACUUUCAUUGUAUGCGAAUGGGUCUUGUGAUGAGCAUGCGGUUUAUUUUCGGCGAUGAUUAAAUGACGUGCCGCGUAAAUCACUUUUUUGAUCUCUUGCAAUGAUGUAAUUUCUCUGGAAUCGAGGCCCUUGAAUUUUCGUGUAUUUAUACGCGCGUAUAGCCGGCGACAGCAGACGUAUUUCCGGUCGUCGGUAACACCCGUACUAAAUCAAUUCAGAAACAAAAAGUUUCGACGACGAUAAAGUAGGAAGUAAAAAACCUUCAGCGAGUAAAUUCUAUUUUGUGUAGAAUUAAUCGCCUCCCCAUUUCUCGAUCUAAUAUCCAAGGAAGCAAGACUGACGGCCGCUGUAACAGCGUCCUUGCUUUAUAAAAAUAUACUCGUCUCCUUCUAUCUCAGACUGAAAAAACAAAUAAAUCUCUACGACAUAUAUUAUUCGGAAAUAUAUUGCUCAAAGGAUAGAUAAUUGUAUUCGCGUGAAAAUUGCGGCCAAAGGCUGAAUUGCCCUAAGAUUUAUAAUACCUGUAUGUUGAAGGGAAGCAAGAAUAAGAACUACUGUAAAUCGAAAUAUAUAAAAGUGACUUAAACUAAACCUGUUUUCAGGCUUGCAUCAAUCUUUCGGUUUUGUCAUUUAUCGAUGCUCAAGGGGGAGAUAAAUCCCUCCUACCUGUCGUGUAUUACAUGAAGUAGUAAUCGAGAUACAUUUCGUGUGGACUUACAUCACGGGUAGGGGAUAAGGGAGCACAUUUUGGACUAGUUGUGUGUUUUCUUUCAUGCUAGUUUCAAUUGUAGUUUCACAACUAGCAAUCCCCUAAUUUAUGUAUUAAGAGGAUACAACACUACCAAAUUCAAAUAUCAACACUUAGGAGCUGUUUACACUAAGACGGAGGGAGAUGCUAGCACGACGAAGAUCCUAGAACGUGGACCAUCCUAUCGCCAUAUGUUUGUUGUAUUCGAUUUAAAUGAAAAGGGUUGUACUUAUCCCUAGCGCUGGGAUCUUCCUAGCUGAGAGAUCCUAGUACCAUGUAAAGUGCCUUUGUUAAGAAGAUCCUACUACCAGGGACAAACCAGACAAAAAUGGCGGCGAGCCGUUCAGUGGAUGAUCACGGCAAUAAAGGUCGACCAUUUCGUUUACCGUCACCAUCAGCUGAUUAUUGUGAUAAUUCUGCUGAAAGGUGGUUAUUACCGCCAGUAAAGAGAGCAAACGGACCGAAACUUCUGUAUGCAAACCCAACGAAAAGUUGUUCCGCCUUCUAGGAUGUUCCUCCCUCCAUGUAAACAGCCCCUCAAUGACCAAAGGCUACCUCGGACCAGACACUUGUUACAACUACAGCAUUAACAGCUGUGUUUUCUUUUCUUUGACAGGAUGUGGCUCUAUUAUUAACAAUACGCUAAAAAGUCCUUAUUAUCCGAUGGACUAUCCAGGCAGUAUUGACUGUGUUUACAGGGUUCCUGUUCCAGGAGGCAUGGCACUGAAAAUUUUCUUUCAAGACUUUUUUCUGGAGAAUCCCACUUCUUGGAGUAGAUGGUAAAUGCACAUAAACGCCAUCUUGAGUUUAAUAUAAAGUUCACACCGUCAAAGGUCUAUCUUUUUGCAUCUGAAAACAUCAAAGGGCUCCUUUCCCUCUCCAUUCAAAUUUAUUCCCUUAUUGUCUACUAAUUUAGAUAGUAGAUAGUAGAUAGUAGAUAGUAUUCUAUAUCUAUAUAUCUUGUCAUAUCAUAUCACAUGCAGGUUAAAUAUCAUAACUUACGUCAUUUCAUACAUGUAUAAGUGAUUCCAAAACAAUAGUGAUAAAAAAAAUUAAGGGGAUCUAUGAAUUAUAACAUGUAACAAUCCUUGCAGCUACGAUUAUCUGGAGAUUGCAAAUGAAAACAACGUGGCAAUUGGUAAAUACUGUGGCUGGCAUUCCGGUAAGAAUAUCAGUAUAGGAGGGAACGAAGCGAUACUGACUUUCCACUCUGAUAAUUAUAAUGAAGCGAAAGGAUUUCUUUUGUACUUCACACCUGUUCAACCUGGUAAGUGCAAGUAUAGAAUUCUUUAAAAUAUUAUGUUAUACGGGACAUAAAGUUUGGAAGAAAGCCGAAACUCUAAUUUAAAAUGAACAAUCAAAUGAUCUAAAGUAUCCAGGCUGUAUCUCUCGCCCUCAUAUGUAACAGACUUAUGCAUGCUAACUUGGCGUGAACCAUUUUACAAUAGAGUAGUUACUAUUUGUUGUUGUCGUUGUUGUUAUUGCUGUUCCUAUUGUUGUUAUACGGUUAUCUAUUUAUUUUUGCCUCUUCUAGCUCUUCCAAACAUAACUAUGCCAAUUCCAGGCACAGUUGUGCGAACAGUCGCAGGUCAUUGGUUACUACGAAUUUGUGAAGCAACAGGAACUCCUCCAGUAUACACAGCAAUAGUGUGGAACUCUACAGUUCUGUUUAAUGAGACCAACACCGUGGACGCCCGUUUGUAUGAAGAGGGAAGCUAUUACUGCGUAGCAACUAACAACUAUGGAACAGACACAAGAGUUAUUCCUGUGGUUAUCAUAGGUAAGAACUUUGGAGUUUUAUUCUGUGCCAUCAGAAUAAUUGUCAAUUUCCCCUGUGAUUUGAGUUGCUCUCUGUUUGGUAGAAACUCACAAAGUUCUUUGUAAUCGUGCGGUUCAGUUCAGUAUUUUAUCAAGUACAACGGAGUAUGUCUUUUCAGUUGUAUGACAACUUUGGCUGGAGUAGCUGUUGUUUACCACCCUACUACUUCUCAGUUACUGCCAAAUUUUUACCCCGUAUUACGUUUAACAAGAGAUCGAGGCAAACAAAGUCUAUCCUUUUGAUUAAUAAACUGAUAAAAGUUUAGGGAUCAGAUUAGGAAAUAUAUGAGUUAGUAAAGGUACUGACGUAGGCUAGGAAAAUUCACUAACCUUGGUUAGAGAUAGAAACUCUGGGCCAUCAAAUUAUCACUAUAAUAAUUAGUUAGUGCAAAUGUUAGCCUUUUUUGCAAGGUAGAAGUUUAGUAAAAGUAACUAAAGCGAGAGGAACAAGCUUAAAUUAAGGCGCAAAUAAGGACUUUGUGACAAGCCUAAGAGAGCGUGUUAGACUACUUGUGACGUAUGUCUGUCCGGCAGCCGGGGAUAAUAGUGAACAAAAGUCGAAAGCAAGUUUCUCGCUGGCUAUGAAUUUCCACAAAAUUUUGUGUGUUUCUUUGAUAUUACACCGAUUUACGUAUCUUCAACGACAUAUCACGAUAUGCAUUUAUUGUUCAUAAAAAAACAUUAACGAAAUAAUGUUCUAAUAUCAAUAUUUUCCGAUGUCAGAGACCACUCAGUUUUAGCUUCUUUCAAUUUUUAUUUACUUUAAGAGUCUGCUAAACACCUUUACAUGCCUUACUAGGUCGUCAUUUCCGAGUUCCCCAGGCCUCUUUAUCAAAACGAGGUUAAGUGCCCGGCCUUUGAUAUGAACGAUUUUCAUUCUAAUGCAAACAAAAUUUAUUUUCACAAGAAAGGUGGUGCACUUGGCCUCAUUUUGAAAGUGAGGGUUUUUGGAACUCGGAAAUGGCCUAUUUGCCAAGGACUUAAGCCAUCUUUUUUUUUUAAAACUUGCGUCUUGUUUGUUCUCAAUAAUGGUAUCUGUGUGUUUGUACUUGAUGCGACGACGAAAACGACUUCCACUUUAUUUAGCUUUUAACAUGGACAAGUUAGGAAAAAUGCGCCGACACUACUGGAAGGAAAGCCUUAAAAUGAGUAAAUUUUGCGAAGUUUUAAGGUGAUUUGUUGAAAACUAACAAGGAUAUAGCCCCUCAAAGUCGCGAAAUUUUACAGACGUUUGUGUGGUGGGGGUCGGACACAAACUUGCCCCACCCCACCAUACAAAUGUCUGCAAAUUUUCGCAGCUUUGCGGAGCUAUAAAGUAAAACCCCGCGACUAAGAACCUGGAUUUUAAGAACCCGUUAGGCUAAAAUUUGCCAGUUAAGCCCACACUAUAUAAGAACUUGUUUAGCCUAAAAUUUAAAACAGGUUCUUACUUGCAAAUAACUAUGGAAGAAUUCUUACCACUCCAACUGCAUUGUAACGCCCCGUGCAAACGGACGCAAUAUUGUUGGAUGUUACAUGUUGCGUCCGUUUGUACACCCUGUUACAUGUUGUUGGAUGUUGUUGCGUGUUGUUGGGCAAAGUUUGAAACCGGUCAAACUUUUCAGCCAACAACUCCCAACAUUUCUUUCGUUCCGUGAUCGCCGAAGCGUAGCGCAACAAUGUUGGAUCCAUUUGCACAGCUCUUCCAAUAUUGUUAGGACCACGCACGCUCAUUACGCAUGGUUAACAAAGACUUAUGGGUUGUAUCCUUCCCACGAUGCAGUGCAGGUCCCAACAUUGUUGGGAGUUGUUGCAUCCGUUUGCACGCCACUGCCACGCGCGCAACAACUCCUAACAUUGUUAGCGCAAUAAUGUUGGGAGUUGCUGCGUCAGAUUUUAUAGGAGGAACAAACUAAACCACUAAAUACUCUUAGCUAUAUUGUAUUUUUUUUUCUUCAGAAAAUAAAUCCUAUUCUGUUUAGGCUAACUUGGAAAAGUCCAGGUUCUAAAGUCGCCGAGUUUUAUUGUUAGCAGUAUCCUCUCUCGCUUAAGACUUAACACUUUCAAAUUCCAUAUCAAAAAUGGAAAAAAAAUCGUGGAAGAUGGAAACUGCUGGGAUUACUGAAUAUUAGUACUAAAGUUUCAAAGAGUGCUUUAGGUCGCUCCGUCGUAAUGACUGUAAUAUUGAUAUCCCAUUUGUGUUUUCUUUGAUAGGAUGUGGCUCGGUUAUCAAUAACACACUGAAAAGUCCCAAUUAUCCAAUGGACUACCCGGGCAAAAUGGACUGUAUUUACAAUGUGACAAUUCCGAAAAACAUGGCACUGAAAAUUUUCUUUGAAGAUUUCCUUCUACAGAAUCCUUCGGUGUAUAAUGAUGAAUGGUAAAUAACUAUAAGUUAUAUUUAUAAAGUUUUAUUUUGGUCUCAGAGACUGCGAAAAAUUGUUGUUGUUGGUCAAUCCAAGAAAAAUUAACAUGUACGCUUUAGAACUUCAUCGCUUCGCUCCCCCACUUUUAAUUUUUCCUGAAAACGUCGUGUCCUAAAAUCCUGGCCAAAAAAGUAGGAACAAUUUUUAGUUCUUUCAUUUGUAGUUCUUUAAUUUGGGAGCCAGAAAUCAAACACUUUUUAAAAAUUAUUGCACAGGUUUUAGGUUUUUCACAUUGUUCAGUAGGGAGUUGGGAAGAAAUCAUUCUAAGCUCGUAUAUAUAACAUGUAAAUAUUCGGUUUCUUGCAAUUCAUACACAAUCAAAAGGGAGAGACGAAAAGUGAUGUAAAUCCUAUUUGCAAGGAUUUUAGCUACCUUUUUGAUAAUGAGAGUUGAGUUUUUGAAAUAGACACCACUUAAAGUUAAAAUUUCAGAAGGGUAUCAACUGAAAAAGGAAAUACGCUGCUUGAAUAGCCUGCCUUUACUGGCCUGUAAAACAAGCCGUUUCUAACAAUUGUGAACGCUUUUUAAACAACAAAGGGUAGCUUACCGUAGAUGUCCUAUUAAACGCCCACGGCGUCUAUUUAAUUUUAGGGGUCCAAGCGGAGGCGUUCAAAAGAGAGACUGGGAGGCGUUUAUUCUCAUAACUGUAACAAGCUCAACAAAACUAAUAUGCUUUCAGCAAAAGUAUCAAGAGAGUUUAAAAGUAUCAGAAUGUCCACUCCAUCAAUUGAUACGUCAAGGCCGUCCAGAGAUUCAUAUCGCUCUUUUAAUCCCAACAUCGAUGUCAGAAUCCUCGCCGAGGGUUAUUGUGUUGCCAUCGUUAGUCUAUCCUUACUUUGAACUUGUCAUUGGACAAGAUGAAAUAAAACCGAAGUAAAGCCUUAUUUUUCAAGCAAGAAACUGAAUGAAUUGAAUGACUUUUCAUUUUCGCUAUUUCCUAAUAUUUUUUAGCAAUUUUCAAGGGGGACGUCCAUUAGACAGGGGGCGUGUAUUAAAGAGGGGCGUCUAAUUAACAAUUGUUGCUCGAGCCCGAUUGGGCUCUGAGUCAAUAGCCCGUGAGGCCGAAGGCCGAAUGGGCUAUUGACUCAGAGGCCAUGAGGGCGAGAGGAAUAAUUGUUUUAGUAAAAUUCAACUAGUUGGUAAAAAAUGUCGCGACAAAACAGCUUCAGCCAGUUAAAGCUAGACUUUAAUCCUUUUUUGCCGCCGAAAAGCCGGCGCUAUUCGCAACUAGUGGGCUAUAACAUAUAGCUUAGUAGUAGCUCAACCAAUCAGAACGUAGUAUUUAUAAUAGACCACUAGUUAGAUUUUACUAAUUAAUUUUAACAGCGUAAGGGAGGCGUUUAUUAGAUAAAGGCGUAUUUCGAACGUGGGAAUUUAUUAGGUCAUUUACGGUAUUUCAUUUUAAGUGUUUCUUUGUUUGUUUGUUUUUUUUUCCUUAAGCUACGACUAUCUGAAAAUUACGGAUGAGAACUCCAAUCAAAUUGGGAAGUACUGUGGUACACAGUUUACUGGAAGGGAAGUAUUUGUUGGUGGAAAGAAAGCUCUGUUAACAUAUCAUUCGGAUAGUUAUAUCCAGAGAAGAGGAUUUCUCCUGAAGUUUACUACAAUUCCGCCAAGUUAGUACGUUUGAAACCAUCAGGCAGUUAUCGUAGGGGAAUGUGCUUCGUCAAGAUCAUCAACAACAUUAACACAGGAACAACACUCUCGCAUAGUGAAUUAAAAGUAAAUGUCAAGCUGGUUAGCUCAGUUGGGAGAGCGCCGGUCUGCUGAGCGGGAGGUCACGGAAUCGAACCCCGGCCGCACCAACACUCAGGGUCUUUAAAUAACUGAGAAGAAAGUGCUGCCUUUGUAAUGACAUUUGCAAACGGUUAGACUUUCUAGUCUUCUCGGAUAAGGACGAAAACCGUAGGUCCCGUCUCACAGCACUUACACUUAUCUGGUUCUUGUGGGACGUAAAAGAACCCACACCACUGUUCGAAAAGAGUAGGGGACGUAGACUCCGGUGUUGUGGUCAACCUUCACACAUCAAAUCAUUCAAAUCAUGGGUUGGGUGGGUACAGUAACCUCACAAAUGGACUGAGAGUGGCUGCCAGUGGCGCCUUUGUUUGUCUUGUAUGCUGACGUCCGAGCUUACUGUUCACAUGUUAAGAAAAUGUAUUGUAAGAUGACACGUCUGUUGUCCUAUCAUCCACGAGACUUCAUUCAUUCAUUCAAAAUAAACAAGAGGUCCUCAAUGCGAUACCAUUAGUCGUAAAACAGCCUAAACAAAAUCUUUUCACUCAGAACAAGGUGGAAAACUCAUCUUGCCCAAUCGGGUAGCCAAUCAGGGCUCAACAUUCAUCUCAUCUUGUUCGCUCGAUAAGCAAGCCAUAUUGAUUAAUAAGUCACACUUUGGACUUUCCUUAGAAAAACUAGGAGAGGUGGCUGUCACGAAAACGAAGAUUCAAGGUUAGAGUCGGAGUCUGUCGUGUUUUCUUUCAGUUAGAAGACAAAACAAAGCAUGAGUUUAACUAGAAACUGAAUCCAUAAAAGUAGGGCCGAUGUUCUUUUAAUUCUUUAAUUCUGGCUGGUGAUAUCAAAAAUGCCAAAUUGAAUUUCCUGCACUUCUUUUGAACAAUUUGUUAUUUGGUUCAUUUUGAGUAUAAAAAACUUAAUGCAUUAACUCACUAUAAAACUAGCUUCUUAUUCACAAUUUUUUUUACAUAGCCUCUCCCAAAAUAAUUCUGCCAGACCGUGGUCCUGUUGUUGGCGCAUUUGCUGGCGCUGACUUUUGGAUAUCAGCGACUGGAACGCCACCCGUAUUCAUGACAUUGAUAAAGGACUCAACAAUACUUGAAAAAAAUAUGCAAACUAUAAAUCGUCGACUAUUUGUUGAAGGAAACUACAGUUGUCUAGCAGUUAACAAUUACGGAAAUCUCACGAAGGUUGACUUCCAAGUCGUCUUUUUUGGUAGGUAUUAGUUUUGACAUAUAAUUUAGUAUAUGCUGUCACUUUCUCUCUUCAAUUUAGUUUAAAAAAUAAUUAUUUUCGCUCUGUAUCCGCGAUUAUAAGAUAUUUAACAAUUAUUGAAUGAGGGUAAGUAGGAAGUGAAGAAUUAUAUCCAGUUCGUGGAUAACAGUCUCCGCGAGUUCAGUAUACUUCUUCCCAACAUACGAAAACUGAAUUCAAUAAUUGUUCUAUUGUUCAUUCAAUUUUGUUUCAAAAAUUUUUCAAAAAUUUUUCGGUUUUGGAAAAUAAACAAAUAUUUUCUCUUGUAGAGACUCCUCAAAAAAUAGAUAACAUCCCAUAAUUAUAUGUUUUGCUUAUUCUAGCAUUUCUUCCGUUCAGUAGUCACAAAUUUAGCUGAUUUGUCCUCGGAUAGCCUCGAGCGCCAGUUUUUUUUUAUUCACAUUGCCUAAAAGUAUCACCUCGAUGACAAACUGACUUUCGCGUAUUUAAACAAAUGAGACAAUACAAUUGAAGGGUUUUGUUUAUCGUUUGUUUCACGAUAGUCAGUUAUGGAUCUCCACGUUUCGACCGCGUACUGCAACUCUUCACCAGCGAAAGUAUCAACUUAGGGCCUGGAGGUGUGGGACCCCAGAUAGGUGAGGUAACAUGUGGCGGGUCACCCCACCUAACAUGUAAACAUGAUCAAAUUAAAAUGAGAUAUUAUCUCAACAGGCGGGUUAACCCACCUUAGCGAGUUACCUAGUCAGCUACCUGGGGUCACCCACCUCCAUGUAAAACAAGCCCUUACUGAGUGGUACUAAAAAAUACCAAUAUUACAUUAUUGCCAGUCAAAAAAUUGGUUUAUCUCGAAACUCACCCAUUUAGUGGAGGAAGAAACUGUUCCCUCAGGGGUCCCUUGUGNCUUAGCGAGUUACCUAGUCAGCUACCUGGGGUCACCCACCUCCAUGUAAAACAAGCCCUUACUGAGUGGUACUAAAAAAUACCAAUAUUACAUUAUUGCCAGUCAAAAAAUUGGUUUAUCUCGAAACUCACCCAUUUAGUGGAGGAAGAAACUGUUCCCUCAGGGGUCCCUUGUGGUACCGACCGGCUGUUUUGUACUCUAAUCUUAGGCAUCCACGCUUUCGGAAUCUCUAUUCCACUGUCCCUAUUGUGUUGUAAGAGCCAAGUCUUAUGUGAAUGGCCUCUUUAACCCUACGAAAGUGCCAGUGAAGGUCUCGGUCAGUAAACUUUACCCCGUCUCAAAGGGGACAAUGACCAGUCUUAUUGGCUGUUCAGAGACGGUUGACUUUUUAAUUCGGGAAAGCCGUAUAUCCCUUUCAUUCACUGUUAAUAAUCCAUUUAUCAAUGCAUCCGUUUACCCCAUGUACAUUUAUUACUUUUUGCACUUAGAUUGCAGGCCAAAUUGUGCUCUGUCAUGGUCCAGUGAUUCAAGGAAUGAAUUUCGCUGCAAGAAUAUAACAUCACUUACGCAUAUUCUUGAGAAAUGUGCUCCCACGAUCACUGAAAGAAUGUAAGCAAGUUUUUGUUCAAAACCACACAGUAAUUUUUUACGACUUAUUUCGAGAUCCCGAGUUUGAUUUUCAGGUGUGACCUAAAAUCCUUGUUUGGACUUCUGUCCCUUUCCGGGUAGCUUUGAGUAGCCUUGAAUACCCUUAAAACGGAGAAAGGAAGCAGGAGACCGUUGAUUAAAAUGACCUUGCCAUCGACCACGGGUUGCUAGUGAGAUGAUGACUGCUACGAGUCACCAGCGAAUUUAAUAAAGAUCAUUUACGUUUAAUUUUCCUCACGUUUAACUUGAUUUCUAUAAUGUUUGACAGGUAUUUACCUUCGCACGCUAUUCCAGCACUGCAGGGCAAUGACUUUACUAGAUUAAGAUUUCUUAAAUAUCUGUAAGUAGAGAAUCGUAGAGGAUUCCUGUUUAAGUUACCACAUUAUAUUUAGCAAUUAUUGAAUGAGGCAGAGUAGGAUUUGAAGAAUUCUAACUAAGGGAAAGUUCAACGAAAAAAAAAAGAAGAAUAAUGAACAAAAAGUGCCGUGUUUUGGUUCGAGUUUUUCUCCAAACGUUUCGGGCCUGGCCCUUUAUCAGUUACAAAGUACGUUGGAAACGCCUCAAUGUUUGCAUACGCCGUGAAAGAAAAAAAAACUUUGUGGUGCUCGCGUUCUGCACGCGGCCUAGAGGAUAUGGAAGUCGGAGUUUAAGCCGCGUGGAUGACUGGUGCUAAGCUGAAAAAUAAGGCGCAUCUCCAGGCGCUUCCGUUGCACGUUUUCUCAGCAGAGCAUAAUUCCGCAAGAUAGGGCGCCGUAGAUCGAGUGACCAGCAUGUUAGUUAAAAUGUUUCGCGACAGGGAAACCAGGCAAGUUCUUUUCUUUUCUUCGAAGGUGCUCGUCAAAAUGUUGUCUUAGUGUACGCCCUGUUUCGCCAAAUUAUUAUUCCUUCGACCCAGAUCUUGGCGAGGGUCUUUCUCCAUUUACCUCCUUUCAUUUCCCAGAUUCUGGACUUUAUCUGUCGAAUGGUUUUGAUGUUUAUUUUGAUCUAUUUUGGAUGGCGUGACACUGAAAACCAGCAAUAUGCUCAACAAUAGCUGGUUAUGAUGAAUUAUGCGAUUGAAUUUAGCCAAUCAGAAACGGAGAAAUAUUUUGAAUAAAUAAUAAUAAAAUAUAUUAAUGGUAGUUUAAGUAGAAACCUAUGGAACCACGCCUCUCUUCGGGUAGCUGACCCUAAGAGAUGACGAUUUCUUUCCAUAAAUAAUUUAGUACCUCUAUAAUCGGAAUAUUUGCUAAUUUCGUCCUCUUGAUGUCCAUAGGAGAGGUUAGUGUAUAAUGGCAACGAAAAUAAUUUCAGAAAGAGCGCUUUAAUUAAAAAUCAUCUCAUAAAAGCUUGUUUUAAAAGGUCAAGAUAUUAGCCCAUUCCUAGGGCCUGGGGAUAGAAUGAGGUAGAAGUCUUUUUGAUGGACAGUGCCUUUCUUCUUACUAUUAUUAUUAUUAUUUAUUAUUAUCAUCAUUAUCAUUAUCAUCAUCGUUAUCAUUAUUAUUAUCAUCAUAUUAAUUAAGUUUAUACCAUAAUACAACAUACUGGCCGAACCCAUUCCUAGGGGCCUAGCCAGGGUUAUAAUGAGGAAGAAGUCUGUUUGAUGCAGACAGCCUUUCUUCUUCCUCUUCUUCUUCUACUUCUUGUUGUUAUUAUUGUUAUUAUUAUCAUUAUUAUUAUUAUUAUUAUUAUUAUUAUUGAGAAAUAAUUACUAAUGCUCUUUUAUUUGUUUCAGAGACUUGUCUUCAAAUGCCAUUGAACAUCAUCAUCAUCAUUAUCAUUAUUUUUAUUAUAAACAUCACGAGAAAUAAUUACCAAUACUGGUUUAUUUGUUUCAGAGACUUGUCUUCAAACGCCAUUGAACAUUUACCGGAAGUUGUGUUCUCAACACUGGAAAGACUUGAAGAUCUGUAA
Messenger RNA from Porites evermanni, 19386 nucleotides. The record is from the annotation of a GenBank genome assembly. Lineage: Eukaryota; Metazoa; Cnidaria; Anthozoa; Scleractinia; Poritidae.